This is a messenger RNA of Aphanomyces astaci, 1414 nucleotides long. RefSeq lists its product as hypothetical. Bases 24 to 1244 code for a protein of 406 amino acids. The record is from RefSeq and is a predicted model, not a curated record. The transcript has a single exon. Lineage: Eukaryota; Oomycota; Saprolegniomycetes; Saprolegniales; Verrucalvaceae. Gene Ontology annotation, molecular function: RNA binding.
CACCAAUCGAAUUCCGCACCACCAUGAUGUUGUCGCUGCUACGUCGGUGCGCGCUUCCUGCGAUGUCUACAGCCCGGCUUGUGCCUGCAUCAUUCCUCUGCGCAGAUAAUCUGAUCUUUGGAGCGCGUCUAUUCUCGUCGUCCAGUGUACCCGCCUCCAAGUCGUCGACCGUGUGGGUCGGCGGCCUGCCCUACACUACCACAGCUGCCGAUAUGGCCGAGCGUUUCGGUGAAUUUGGAACGAUUGAGAAAGUUCAGAUGCAGGCCACCGCCGACGGAAGCCCGAGAGGGACGUGCUUGAUCAAGUUUGCGUCUCCGGCGGAAGCGGCGGCAGCGCUCGUGAUGGACCGGCGCACGUUCGGGACGCGGUGGAUGACAGUCAAGAAGCACCUCCAACACGAAUCCGUUGCCGAGAGGUUUCCAGCCAUCAAGCCAUCGCCCAAGAUUUGGAUCGGCGGGCUACCCUUCGAGACCACUGCCGACGAGAUUCACCAACGUUUUGGCAGCUUUGGCUCGAUCUCAGACGUGACGUUCAACACUCGGUUCGACGGCUCCCCCAGCGGCAUGUGCUACGUCACGUAUGCAUCCACGGACGCGGCGGCGGCGGCUGUUGCGUCCAUGAACAAGGCGACGUUCGGGCCGCGAUAUGUGCAUGUGAAGCUGCAUUACGACCGCGCCGCCACCAAGAAACGAUCACAUGACACGGCGCAGCAGCAGCAGCCAGUAGUGGUGGCAAGUCCCCGGGACUACCCCGUGAACCGCGCCUUCUUCGGCAACAUCCCGUUCACAUGUACGGAAUCCGAUCUCGAAGAGAUCUUUGCCACUUGCGGCGAAGUCACCGACCUGUUCAUCUACAGAGACAAACAAACCCAGCGAUCCCGCGGCCACGGGUAUGUGCAGUACAAGGACGCCGGAAGUGCCGCCGCCGCGGUGCGAGAUGUCCACGGCACGGUCGUGGGCGGUCGGGAACUGUCUGUGGAACUCCCGAAGGGGUUGCGGCGGGCCGCCGUGUCGACGUCGACGUCGGUUCUGGUGACCAACCUCCCCGAGGACGUCGAGGACGACACGUUGCGCUCCAUGUUUGAACACUGCGGCGAGAUCGCACAGCUGCGCCGGGCGCCGGACCUCCGCUCGGCGAAAAUCGUGUUUGGCAGUGUCGAAAGCGCGCAGGAAGCCAAGGGACUUGCGGGGGCGGACAUCGACGGCCGCGCCAUCGACGUCCAACUGACCAACGACAAGCAGUAGGAAACACAAACACCCUCACGCGAAAUAGAAAGAGUUGAAAUGACUACCGGGUAGUCAGCUACCGCGUUGCUGCGAUGUCGUUAAAUAACUCGAACCGUACUAUAUACCACCAGUACUAGUACUAUAAUAGUGUGUUUACAACAUUACAGUAACUAACGUUAAGACUUGCA